Messenger RNA from Solea senegalensis (Senegalese sole), 5305 nucleotides. It is a transcript of the gene spopla, whose product is annotated as speckle type BTB/POZ protein like a. Gene Ontology annotation, biological process: proteasome-mediated ubiquitin-dependent protein catabolic process; regulation of proteolysis. The record is from RefSeq and is a predicted model, not a curated record. Gene Ontology annotation, molecular function: ubiquitin protein ligase binding. Lineage: Eukaryota; Metazoa; Chordata; Actinopteri; Pleuronectiformes; Soleidae. Gene Ontology annotation, cellular component: nucleus; cytoplasm. The transcript has 10 exons. The coding region runs from base 2729 to 3907 and encodes 392 amino acids.
UGAUUCUGUCCACAUUUGCUUGUUUUUGAAUAAUAUUCACUAUACUGUUUAUACAUUUUAGAGUAGUAAAAAACCUUUUUAGACAGAUAAACUUUGUGUGGAACAUGAAUAGAGCUCUGGAUGUCACAUGACUCGGGUUGCUCACAGCUGGAAAAGCUUCUAAAAAAUGAAUAUGGAGUAUGGAAGAGUAUGAGUAUGGAAUGUGGCCACACCUCACAUUAUUCCAGAUCUGCAGCCUUUAAAAUAAACAAUAUCUAAAUGAAUCAGUUCUGUAAUGCUGAAGUCGCAGAUUCACAGCUUCCUGGUUGGCAGUUUAGGGCAAACUUAGCUUAAAAAAAUCUUGUCUAUAACUUUUUAUGUUAGUGUGUCUUUUACAAUUAGGUUUACAUACAUGCACUUUUACGUCAGUAAGAAGCGUAUAAGGUGCAUUUCAUGAAAGUUUACCCUUGAAUGCCGACCAUGAAGCUACAAAUCUGGAUGCAAACUCCAACAUUGUGAUUAACGACAGUACUUGAUAUUAAGUGACCACUCUCCAAGCAGAAUCUGUUGUCUGUGGAGUCCCAUCAUACCAUCUUCUCCACUCACUUUGAGUGUGUUUUAUAGCAGCAAUUCGCCUAUGCGAUCCUCAGGAUCCUUGGUGAUCCAGUAAAAUCCUCUCCAAUUAGCCUGUCCACAACUGUUUCAUCUUCUUGGCACACAGCAUUUAUCCACCAUCUUCACUUUUUAUGAAAGCAGCCGGUGAAGAGACAAAUAAACUGACAUAUAGCCAGUUAUAUAUGCUGCCGGUUAUAUAUCUUUGUAUGCAAACAGCUUUAUUCCCUGCCAAAAUUGGGUUACCUUGGUUGCAUGACUUUAGCUAUCGGAGCUCAUUACAAUUGUCUGUAGGGCUGAAAUUUAAGAUUAUUUUCAUAAGCCAUUAAUCUGUCAGUUAUUUUCUUUAUUAAUCGAUUAUUGUUUGGGCCAUAUAAUUUCAGAUGAUGUUGAAAAAGGGUGAUUGUUUCCCAAACCUCGAAGAUGAUGUUCUCAAACGUCUUGUAUUGUCUACAAACCAAAGAAAGAUACCAGGUGAUAUUCACAAAAAUCAGGAAAUAGAUUAAUUGAUUAUACCAAUAGUUGACAUUACAUUUAGCAAUCCAUUAAUUGAUUAAAUGUUGAGGUGUAAUUGUCUGCAGAAAUGUUCUCGCCAAGUUAGGGAACCAUGCUAUUGGUAUUGAACUCUGGACGCCACAUGACACUGUUCACACCGCCAUGGUGGCAGGAGAAGUUUCUGAGCAUUGCCAGUUUCAUGUUGCCAGAGAUGACAGUGCAUUUUAAAUCAAUGGUGCUCAAGCAAAAUAUCUCAUAAGAUAUCUGACUCUCCGAAUAUAUCUGGUCCCCGGGUGCUUUUCAGUAGUAUGGAAACAGACAUAGUAGAAAUUAUUCUACACCUGCAGAAAGUUGAAGAUGUCAGGUUAAUCUUCAACUUUCUUAAACUUUACCUCAUCCCACUCUGGAGAAUGCUUACAAAUGGGGAAAAAAAGCUUAUAAAAUAAACAAGAUUGAAGUUGAUUGGUGUUGGAUACUGUACCUGAUCUGGUAAAAUGCUCUCCUGUUUGCUUGUUCUUGGCUGUUUUGGCAUCUCAGGGCACAACAGUUGUAAAUACUGCGGGCGUUGCCUGAUAUAUUGUCUGGUACAUAUGUUGCCUGUUAUAUAUGUCCUUGGAACAGCAUAGCUUUCUGACAAAAUGGUGUCAUUUGGAUUCUGUGAGUUACAUUACUGGGUUGUGUGACAUCACCUAGCAGAGCUCUAUAGUUUGUUCAAAAUUCACAAAAAUGUCAAUCCUUACAGCCUAAAGGGAAAGUCCAUGAAGUGUAGGUGGCAAUCACUUGGGGUAUUUUGAUGAUAGAACAUUUCAAAAACCUUUCCUAAUAACCAUAACUCUCACAUGUGAGAUGUGUGUGUGCCCUGAUGAAGACUGUUGAGUCAAAAUGUGUGGGUUGCUACUACUACUUAACAAACUCUCCCGUAAGAUGGAAAGGACAUACGUUAUUGUAUGUUUUGAAUAGUUUUACCAGGUUGACAGUCAGUCACAUAUAUUGCCAUUCUUACUAAAAGGGAUAGGCAGCCCAAGACAAUGAAAUAUUUGGUCCUAUUCAUUUAAUAUUUUGUGUGGAAACUGUGGAUUCACUAUUUUAUAUAUUUAAAUAAGACACCUGUUUGUGCCCCCACAAACAGAUCAUGUCCAGUCCUUUCUGCUCACCUCACCUUUUUAAAAAAAGAUCUUCAGGCUCAUUCUACUGUGGUUGCCUUUUGAUUGCCUUUCAACAAUUUCAAGUGUAACACGAUAUUGACUGAUUUGAACAUAGACAGCCCACAGUCUUUUUUUUUUUUUUUCUUCUGUCAUUUCAAUGUUUGACACGUUUUUUUUCUGUCCGUUUCUGCACAAUUUAUAUCACCUGAUGAUGUUGAGAAUAGCUGUUAGGACUUAUGGCCAUGCAGUAAAGGAUUUAAAAUUUCAGUCACUAUCUGUGACACAUUUCAGUGGUUAGAUUUUAUUAUAAUCACAUGUUCGUCUUUGCAGUGACCUCGUUUUCCUUAUCACAAUCAGAUCAGGAACAGACUUGAAUUCUUUGAAUAGAUUUUGAAGUGAAAAGAUUGGUUUUAAUUUGUGCAAAAAUAAUGAUAUUUGCUGUCUUGAAAUUAUUAGUGCUUCAGGGACACAAGUGAGUGGUACUCCCUAAGUGGGCAAUGUCACGGGUUCCCACCCCUCCCCCUCCUGGGGAGAUGUCGAGUGGACCUGUGGCAGAAAGCUGGUGUUACACACAGGUCAAAGUUGUGAAGUUUUCCUACAUGUGGACCAUAAACAACUUCAGUUUUUGCAGAGAAGAAAUGGGGGAGGUACUGAAGAGCUCAACCUUCUCCUCUGGUCCAAAUGACAAAAUGAAAUGGUGUCUGCGAGUCAAUCCAAAGGGACUUGAUGAUGAAAGCAAAGACUAUCUGUCACUGUAUUUACUACUUGUUAGUUGUCCAAAAAGUGAAGUCCGAGCAAAGUUCAAGUUUUCAUUGUUGAACGCUAAGAGAGAGGAGACAAAAGCGAUGGAAAGCCAAAGAGCAUACAGAUUUGUCCAAGGUAAAGACUGGGGCUUCAAAAAAUUUAUAAGGAGAGAUUUCCUCCUUGAUGAAACCAAUGGACUCUUACCCGAUGACAAGCUCACCCUCUUUUGUGAGGUAAGCGUUGUCCAGGACUCCGUCAACAUUUCAGGCCAGUCCAACAUGAAUAUGCUGAAAGUACCCGAGUGUCAGCUAUCUGAUGACCUAGGGAAUCUAUGGGAGUGUUCACGCUUCACAGACUGCAGUCUUUAUGUGGGAGGACAGGAGUUCAAAGCUCACAAAUCCAUCCUUGCAGCAAGGUCACCUGUCUUUAAUGCUAUGUUUGAACAUGAAAUGGAAGAAAGUAAAAAGAACCGCGUUGACAUCAGUGAUGUGGACCCAGACGUCUUUAAGGAAAUGAUGGGCUUCAUCUAUACAGGAAAGGCCCCAAACCUGGAGAAGAUGGCAGACAAUUUGCUAGCUGCUGCAGACAAAUACGCUUUGGAGCGUUUAAAGGUCAUGUGUGAAGAGGCCCUGUGCAACAGCCUUUCAGUGGAGAAUGUGGCCGACACCCUCAUCCUUGCAGACUUGCACAGUGCCGAGCAGCUCAAAGCACAAGCCAUAGAUUUUAUCAACAGGUGCAGUGUCCUGAGACAGCUGGGCUGUAAAGAUGGAAAGAACUGGAAUAGCAAUCAUGCUACAGACAUAAUGGAGACUGCAGGCUGGAAGUCAAUGAUCCAGUCCCAUCCUCACUUGGUAGCUGAGGCCUUUCGUGCCCUGGCGUCAGCACAGUGCCCACCCUUCGGUCUUCCUAGGAAGCGUCUAAAACAGUCCUGACUGCCCGACUGCCCCCGGACUUUAUUGGAGGUGCGAAGCAUGGGUUUACAGAGGAUGGACUAGCAAGGAUACCACUCUUAUUUCCACCAAAAUGGAACACACUUGAAUAAAGAGGAGUGGAGCUUUCUGGCCAGGAGUGUGGUGAGGCUGGCACGCGGACGACUGACAUCAGUGGAUUGGGAAAAAGAUUGGUUCAGUCAGUGUUUGCUUGCUUGCUUUGCUUCCUUAGCUGGAUUCUGUUCAGCUCAGGUCGCAAGUCAAGCUGAAUGCUACUGUCUUAUUUUUCCUGUAAUUUAAAAAAAAAAAAAAAAUGGCCUUAAUAUAUCUGCCAUUGCUCUGGCGCUGCUCUAGAGUACCUUGUCUAUUUUACCCUGUGCCUGCCUUGUCACAAAGACCAGGCCACCUCCAGGUUGCACUAGUUCCCAUGAAUAGUCAUUUUGAUAUGGAGUUCUAUAGGAACGUAACAAAGGUUUAACUAAAUGGGAAAUAUUAUAUAUAUUUGUAAUGUUUAGCCCGUUUUGUGACUAGACAUUAAAAAGCAUGAACACUUUCAGUGCAAGGUCAGUUCUUUACACUUUUUAAAAGAUGUGUAUGCCCCAUAUUGAUGGCACCAUUUCUAUGUAAAUGACAGUUGAACCAUCUUCAGAAGACCAGUGUACAACAAAGUCUGUUCUUUUGCAUAUUUGUGGGGAAAACUAGUAAUCUGCCAUUAUGAAGACUCAGUGUCAAUCCUAAUAAUUCAUGUGAGACGGGACGUGUCGUCUGUACCUUGGCCCUAAUAUAUAAAAACAUUGGAAGUAUAUGGAAGUAUUUACUCAGUCUCCCAUCAAUGGCAUAUUCCAGAUCAUACGUCUGUGAAACUGUUAUAGAUUAAAUUUUAAGAAUUGUUUUCCUUAAUAUUGCCAACUUGCAAAUAUAUAUUCUCAGUAUAUUGUGGUUAACUAAAAGUGGAGAGACUAAUGCAUGGUCAUGUUAUUGUCAAACAAAGUGUCCAAUUUUGUUUUUUUACCAAUUUGUUUUCUGCAAUUAUCCGACAUAUUUGUGCAGAAUUAAAUGAAUUGAGUAUGUGCAAAAAAUUUCCUCUAACACGCUUGGAUAUUUGUAGGAUGCUGAGCAUCACUUCUACCGGCAAUGUUAUUCUGUGUUUGAGUCGGGGAGGGGCGGGAGGGGGAUCGUCAUGUUUAUCCAGUCAGUCUUAUAUGUCGUGUGGUGUGGCAGACACUUCUGAGGAUUUUGUAAAUUAAAAAAGGGUAGCAUCAAUUUUACAUGAUAUUACUCGCCGUUCAGCGUCAUGUUGAGAUGUUGGAACUACUUUUUGUUUUGAAGCAAAAAAGAUGAAGUUGUUGUCAGCAAGAAUGCCUGCAUUAACCCAUUAAAACAUUUCCAGCAGUCCAAAGA